UUCAGAAAAGCCCGAGACGGCCCUGCCCAAAUCGAAAACACAACACACGGCUCUCUCCAGUGACUUGCCACGCCAGCAUCUUCCAUACCUCUCCAGCUUUCCCACGGCACCACAGCAGUCCAGUCGAUGAGCCGGCCCACGGGCGCGUGGCAGCACCACCAGCACCGGGGGCACAUGUGGGCCACCUCCCCGUCCUUCCGCAGGCAGCUCGUCCUGCUCCGCACCCUCCUCCCUCCCCCCACCGCCGUCGGCACCUCGUCCACUUCCUCCUCCUCGAGCUCUCUCCGGUCCCGUGCGAUGGCAGGGUCGGCGGUGUAUGAGGCGGACGCGGAGGCUGUGGUCCGGCGGAUCACGCCGCCGCUCGACCGCACCCGGCACAAGGGGCAGGCAGGAAAGAUAGCAGUAAUCGGUGGAUGCCGUGAGUAUACUGGUGCUCCUUACUUUGCCGCUAUCUCUGCCCUGAAAGUUGGUGCAGAUCUUUCACAUGUUUUCUGUACGAAAGAUGCUGCAACAGUAAUUAAGAGUUACAGCCCUGAACUGAUUGUACAUCCAAUACUAGAGGAAUCUUACAGUGUAAGGGAUGAUGAACGAGCAUAUGUUUCUUCUAAAAUUCUCACUGAAGUUGCAAAGUGGAUGGAACGCUUUGAUUGCAUUGUCGUUGGUCCUGGCCUUGGAAGGGACUCAUUUCUUCUGGAUUGUGUGAGUAAUAUCAUGAGGCACGCACGGCAGGCUAAUAUUCCAACUGUUGUUGAUGGGGAUGGCCUUUUUCUUAUAACCAAUAACCUUGGUCUUGUUGAACACAACCCUCUUGCCAUUUUAACACCAAAUGUAUAUGAGUACAAGCGUCUUGUUCAGAUGGUUCUUAAUUGUGAUGUAAAUGAGGAAACUGCUUCUGAGCAACUGACUGCGCUUUGCCAAAAAAUUGGUGGUGUAACAAUUAUGCGGAAAGGAAAAGCAGAUCUCAUUAGUGAUGGUAAAACAGUGACACAAGUGAGUACUUUUGGUUCCCCAAGGCGAUGUGGUGGUCAAGGCGACAUCCUUUCUGGAAGUGUGGCAGUAUUUUCAUCGUGGGCACGGCACUUCAUCUUGUCAAAUGUGCAACCUACAGCAGAGAGAGUUAAUCCUAUGACCCUUGGGUGCAUAGCUGGCUCUCUACUGCUCAGGAAAGCUGCAUCGCUUGCCUUCGAGAAGAACAAGAGAUCAACUGUCACCACUGAUAUCAUUGAGUUCUUGGGCAAAAGCUUGCAAGAUAUCUGCCCUGCUGAGCACUAAUUGCUGUGUAUAUUUAAUCUCCACUUCGAAUAAUGUUUAUCCAGGCAUUUUGAUGCCUGCGUCUUCUGUUCAUAUGUACAUAUUUGUUGAACUGGAAUAGGAUGUUACCACCCUUGUAUGCAAUCUCAGUGUUGUUGAGAAGUACUCCUUAGAAUUAA
Phragmites australis (common reed) is the source of this 1430-nucleotide messenger RNA. RefSeq names its product ATP-dependent (S)-NAD(P)H-hydrate dehydratase-like. The transcript has 11 exons. Bases 127 to 1272 code for a protein of 381 amino acids. Lineage: Eukaryota; Viridiplantae; Streptophyta; Magnoliopsida; Poales; Poaceae. Gene Ontology annotation, molecular function: ATP-dependent NAD(P)H-hydrate dehydratase activity. The record is from RefSeq and is a predicted model, not a curated record. Gene Ontology annotation, biological process: metabolite repair.